Messenger RNA from Laetiporus sulphureus 93-53, 2209 nucleotides. RefSeq lists its product as uncharacterized. The transcript has 4 exons. Gene Ontology annotation, molecular function: protein serine/threonine kinase activity; ATP binding. Gene Ontology annotation, biological process: protein phosphorylation. The record is from RefSeq and is a predicted model, not a curated record. The coding region runs from base 50 to 2014 and encodes 654 amino acids. Lineage: Eukaryota; Fungi; Basidiomycota; Agaricomycetes; Polyporales; Laetiporaceae. Gene Ontology annotation, cellular component: cytoplasm.
GUGAUUUCCUUGAAUCGUCCACCUGUCUUUCAAUCUGAAGUCGAUGUAGAUGCUUGAGGCGUUCAAGGUUAUACUCGGUGAUCAAUACCAAGCUGCGUAUUUCGGGUCUCUUACAAACUCGAACGCUGCGGAGGAGCAAUCCGGGGCGCCGGCCGCCGGUGGUGAGGAGACCGCUGAGGCUGAGGAUGAACAUCAUAACAAUCGGACACAACCAUGGCGCCAAGCCGACCGACUCGAGCUGAUGCAUAUCGCGGACAUUGCAUCCGAAAAUUGGGAAAUGUUUUGGAAGAGACCUCUUGCUUUGAAGGGAGAUAUAGCGCAUGCCAUCUUCUUUCUGAGGCUCAUGCUUCAUAUUCCACAAGGACGGAUUACACCUGUAAGAAACAAGUCGCAAAUCACUCUUAUCCUGGAAAUUGCAGGUGGCAAAGGUUUAGACGUGAAAGAAAGAUAUCGCACGUAUAAGCCUUUCAGCGAUUUCCUCAUCAUGAAGUCGAAAUUACCUCGACAGCUUACAGAGGUUGAUUCGACCGGACUGGGAACUGAUUGGCCAGUGGAUAAGGCGCGGAUGUUUCUGACCGGUGCUGCCUUCGUCCGCUUCGCAAACGCAUUCCUGAACGCAUUCAAGCUGACGAAAAAUUUUGUCCUUGUUAUCAAUUUUCUUCGGGGCAGUGGUGAAGCAUCACGCUACACUCUUUUCCAACGGCCGAAUGACAGGAUGGUCUACUGGAGAGAGAGGCGUUUCGAGUUGACUACACCAAUUGGCCGUGUCGACUUUGCACGUCAGUUGUACAACCACAUUCAUAUGCUCCAUGGUAGUGUGGAAGAAGAGGAAGACACGCGAGAGAACACUGAACUGCUCAAACUUAAGAUCGAAACGCAAGCCAAGAAGUUUGCUCUGAAGUCGGUUCAUACAAGGGGAACCAAGAGGAAACAUGAGCCAGACAACGGUAACAGCAAUGUCGCUGGCGGCGGCGGCGGCGGCGGUGCAAAUACGGCGGCGGCGGCUGCAGAACUGAGAGCGCACGGCUACGAGAUCAAGCCGGAAGUCAUUUGGGAUGCAAGCGGCGGUGCAUUGGAGCCGCUUUUCAAGAUGCCGUCUCAUAUUCUUACUGUGUAUCGACCAUCAGAUCCGAGUACUGAAUUCAUUGCAAAGGAAGUCGAUGAGGGGUCGAACGAGCUUCAGAUCCUCGCAGAUAUUCGUCGCCUCUCACCGGCGUCUAACCACGUCAUCUCCUUGCUCGAUUCGUUCCCUGGCCAGGCAGGCGCAUGGGCCAUUCUUCCUAAAGUACCGAAUUCCCUUGCGGAUUAUCUCGCACUCGCUCCUGACGAACUUCGCGGCAACGUUGUUGAAAUCUGUUUGGGCCUCAUCGAGGGCCUUACGUAUCUUCACGAAAAUCUCUUCGCGCACAGAGACAUCAAGCCCGCCAACCUUCUUGUCGACCGAUAUUUCUGCUUGAAGAUCAUCGACUUCGACGUCGCGGUUCGUCUACGUUAUGAAGGGGAGAAGGUGACCGGCUAUUGCGGGACGGCGGGCUGGAUUGCCCCCGAGGUCGAGAAGGGGUUGGAGUACGAUCCUAUCAAGGCUGACUGCUGGUCAUGUGGAUGUGUUAUCCUGCAUCUGUUUGACAGACUCAAGGGAAGUGACGAAUCCUUGAGGAUUUUUGCGGAGGAGCUGAAGGCGAAUGACCCAAGAGAUCGCCCGCAGCUACGUGAAUGGGGCGCGCCGCCUUCGCCACUCUCACCGGCUCCGCCACUCUCACGGGCCUCGUCAGCCUCGUCAGCAGCCUCGCCGGCCUCGCCAGCCUCUCUAGUCCCACCGGACUCGCUGCCCCCUCUAAGGAUGCCCAAAAGUAGCUUUGAUGAUGCUUGGCAACGCCGAACAGAAGUCGUUGAAGAUCAUACAGAGGAUUCUGAUCCGCCAGCGAAGAAGAUUCGGCACGCAAAGCCUGUACGAAACGCAGCUGCCGGUCGCGAGAACAUCAGAGGGCUUCGAGUAAGCGAAAUUCUGCCGUAGCUCUCUGUGGUUGUCUGUAGCACUCCGUAGCUCCGUAUCAUGUCUGUAGCAGUAUGUAGCGGUCCAUAGCAGGCGAAGGUCCUAGACCCUCCAGAGGCUGCAUGCGGUGGGCUGCUCGUGUCUCUGCCAUUUUAUGAGCAUAAGCUUCAUCGUACCGGAUGCUCACUCGGGCUACUCGCAUUCGCAAAUGAAGCA